This is a messenger RNA of Ornithodoros turicata, 3003 nucleotides long. RefSeq names its product UDP-N-acetylhexosamine pyrophosphorylase-like (gene mmy). Gene Ontology annotation, biological process: UDP-N-acetylglucosamine biosynthetic process. The coding region runs from base 432 to 2096 and encodes 554 amino acids. Gene Ontology annotation, molecular function: UDP-N-acetylglucosamine diphosphorylase activity. NCBI's taxonomy places the organism in Eukaryota, Metazoa, Arthropoda, Arachnida, Ixodida, Argasidae. The record is from RefSeq and is a predicted model, not a curated record. The transcript is spliced from 12 exons.
GUUUGUUUUGGUUUCGAAGGGAGGCGUUGGUUUGCCUCUAGUUGCACCUGCCUUGUUCUCUGCUGUCGUGUCAUAUUCCUCCGCUACAUGAAGCAGGAAUAAGUAGAACGCAGAAGACCCGUCGUAACGCCCGUCGACAAGUAACGCACAAAGAGACCGCAAAACACACUGGUUUGGUUCGUCCGCGAACAGAAGUCACCACGGAACUGUCAGACAAGCUAUGCUUGAUAAGACAGGAGCAGCGUCAGCUCUACGUGCUGUAAAGAUAACCCGGAGCAGAUAAUUUUAAAUGAGAGCAUCUGCAAGCUCGGGUAGCACUGGUCACUGAAUCACGCGGAGCAGACGUGUCGAGUUUUUUUCUAUUGUUUAUCCCGGUAGAGUAUAGUGUUCGGCAUUUCCAAGUGUUUACGUGUCACACGCGCGUGAAAAACAUGAGCUUGUACGUCGUACGGAGCCGCAAGUUCGAGAAAAUCGCCCCGCUUUCGAUUGAGGAUGACCCCAGACAGCCGAAGCCGUAUACUAAUGCAGACCUGGACGAGAUGCGACAAGUCCUUGAGCAGACUGGCCAGUCGCACCUGCUCAAGUUUUGGCCCCAGCUGAACGAAGAAGAGAGAUGUAAACUUAUGACAGACCUCAGAUACAUCGACUUUGAACAUGCCACGAGGGUUUUCCAAGAGGCCACAAACACUGCGUCGUGCGACUCAGAGAAGUUGGACGAGAUACUGGAGCCCAUUCCCCCGGAGCGACACGGAUCCGUGUCGCGGUGUUCGCCGGAGAAGUUGGAAGCCUACAGAGCAGAAGGUCUGCAACACAUCGCGGAAGGGAGAGUCGCAGCCCUUCUCCUUGCCGGGGGCCAGGGUACCCGUCUGGGUGUACCCUACCCCAAAGGAAUGUACGACGUCGGUUUGCCCUCUCACAAGACCCUGUACCAGCUUCAGGGUGAAAGGAUCUUGCGCCUGGAGCAGCUGGCUGAAGACCUCACCGGAAAGAGGGGCUCCAUUCCGUGGUACAUCAUGACAAGCGAACACACCAGGGAGCCAACCCUAGAGUUCUUUGCAAAGCACGACUUCUUCGGCCUGCAAGAAGACAGUCUCGUAGUCUUUGAACAAAACAUGAUGCCCGCUUUCACUUUCGAUGGCAAGGUUAUCCUUGAGAAUACGCACCAAGUAUCGCUGUCACCAGACGGUAACGGUGGCCUGUACAGCGUUCUUCAAAGCAAAGGAAUCCUCGCCGACAUGGAACGACGUGGCGUCCGCUACAUCCACGUCUACGGCGUCGACAACAUCCUAGUGAAGAUGGCGGACCCGACGUUCAUGGGCUACUGCAUCACCCAAGGAGCCGACUGUGCGGCAAAGGUGGUGGAGAAGGCGUUUCCUACGGAGGCCGUAGGAGUGGUCUGCAACGUGAAGGGACAUUACCAAGUGGUGGAGUACAGCGAAGUCUCCCUGCGGACUGCUCAGAAGAGGAAUCCGGACGGGCGGCUCACGUUCAACGCUGGCUCCAUCUGCAACCACUUUUUCACGUUGGAUUUCUUGAAAAGUGUUUGUGUCGGUAAAAGCCUGAAGUACCACAUUGCAAAGAAGAAGGUACCUCACGUGAAUGACGGUGGCGAGACCGUUCGCCCCGAAAAGCCAAACGGAAUUAAGCUCGAGAUGUUUGUUUUUGACGUCUUCGAAUACGCAGACAACUUCUUUGUGUGGGAAGUUUUGAGAGAGGACGAAUUCUCGCCGCUGAAGAACGCGGAAGGUGCUGAGAAGGACACUCCGACAACGGCGCGCCACUCGCUCUACAACUUGCAUCAGCGAUACGUCCUCGGGGCUGGCGGAAAAUUUGUCGACGAAGAUGACACUCCAAUUUCUCUCAUUCCCAGCUCUGCACAGUCUCAGAACGGCGCCCACAACGGGCAUGGAGACCACAACAGUCAGAAGGAGCACCUGAAGUACGAAAACCCGAUCGUCUGCGAGAUCUCACCGCUCCUUUCAUACGAUGGCGAGGGACUAGAAGACUACGUCAAGGGCAAGAAAUUCACACCACCUCUGCAUCUCAAGAGUGCCGAUGAAGAAUCUAUCUUCCAGAACGGAAUUCGCAAAGACUAGCGCAGCUUUUUCUACAAUGUCUGUCCAUAAAGUUUUUGAGGCCGUGCGGCAUACGAAAGCACCUGCCCUGGCCAUUGCACGGCACUCUACGCUACGUCUGGUAUUCAUGUAUAAUUGGUCUUCGGCUGGACGUUUUUUGGACUUCGUUUGGACAUUUUUCGGACGUGGAUCAUGCCGCAAAUUACGGAACAGCCGAUUGGCUGCGUUUCGCGUAUGUUUCAGUGAGGUAGUGUAUCGCUGAAAAUAUUGCGCAAGUGUUCAGUCAGUUGAUGCUACCGUACGUGUGGAUUUCCUGACGCAACGCGCCGGAAAGGGGCAGCAUGGUGCAGCACCGAUUGGUGACGUAAGAGGUUAGCUUCAGCUUGUGCAAGGUCCUGUGGAACUGUGGUGAGUCGUAGCGUCGUGGCGUGUUGCUAAUAAUUCAUUGCGGGAAGGGUGUAAACUUGGUUUUGUACAGCUGCAUUUUCUGUUUCUUACAUCUUUGUCUCACAAUUCUCUUUAGAUAUGCCAGUUGAUAUCCUCCUUUCUCUUUUGUCAUGCUGGGCUGUUGGGCACACUUAGUACAUUCCUUAUCUUUCUAGUAUUGAUCUCUCGCUCUCUUGCAAUUUUUUUUUUACACUGAAUCGAUGCCUCGAAAACAGUGUGUCUCGCUUCACUUUCAGCUGUUGCAGUAUUAUUGCAUGUCUAAGAUUUGACCAGGUCUGCAGAGAUUAUUUUGUGUCAAGAAGUCCUGCCACACUGUACAAUAUAUUCUGUUGCGUUCCAUGUGUUCGCAUGUUCAAAGUGCUUAAUCGUGGAAAUAUACAUGAAGGAGAAGUCUGAUAGAUGUGUAUUUUAGCGCUCGAUCUGAAGAUCUGUUUGAAGAUGUCUGGAUGUCGUCAAAAAUAAAUUUUUAUUUUUAUUUAAA